UCAAAAUCCACCAACGUAAUGGAACCCGACCAGGCACAAUUUGUUGUGGAUUACUAUCCUGUCGAUCUCCCUCUGGAUUACCACACCUUGAGGAAAAGUGCAGAGAAUUUCUUGUCAUGUUUGGAAUUAAACUCAAUCCGCGAAAAUUAUUUUCUUCUGCCGAGUGGCGAAAGGAUGACAGUAACACGGGACAGUGUGUGUCAGCUUCCACUCUUCAGUGAUGAUGACCCAGCGUGUGCGGUUUUGGCUCUGCACAUGCCCGAGGACCAAACACACGUGCUCGCACUCUUCCUGGAUGGGAGAUGGUGGGCCCUGAACGAUAUUUUAAAAACAUCUAACUCGUCCCGGUCUGGACUUAUGCUGGUUGAGUCUGCUGAGGAAAGAGUGGUACUCUUUGUGCUCAGUCAGAUCAUUUUUGGGACUUUGGAGCGACCUAUAAGUGAGGCCAUUUACUUUAGCCCUCACCCCGAAAAGGAAACCGGCAAAAUUCUCUGGGUUAGUGGGGAAGCUGUCGGUUUCUACACGAUCAAGGAGAAAGGCAGGCUGUGUGACCAAUAUACCGCUCAGUGCUAUCUGCUGCCUGUACUGGACACUAUAUUUGUCCGAAGCUCGUGCAGGAGGCGGGGUUUUGCACUAAGGAUGCUGGGAGAUUUCUGCUCAUCGUUCUCCAAAGAGAGAGUGGUGGGCAUCAGCUACCCUGUAUCAGCUGACAUGUACCAGGUGUGUAGGAAAUAUCUGAGCACCCACGAUGCCGAGCAAGAGCGUCUCUAUGAGGUGGAGGCACCAGGAGACUGGAGCCAAAGGCGAAAUGUAUGGCUAAUCCUGCAGCUGGACUGUAACCCUUAGGCCUGUGUUUAUUGGCUUAUAUCAUAGACGUGGACCCGGGCAAAUCCAGGCAAAGGUUGACCGAUGUAAAUGCCUUCCAUAAUUCAGAAGUAGACUGGAGCAGUAAGUCCAGGAAAUAAAUGUGGGUUACAGUCUACUGAUGCUUCAGUGUAUAGGAUCUCUUUGUUUUUGUCAUUUGUCUAGAAAAUGAUAAAAUAUGAAACAUGACUGA
This is a messenger RNA of Brienomyrus brachyistius, 1057 nucleotides long. It is a transcript of the gene fam169b, whose product is annotated as family with sequence similarity 169 member B. The record is from RefSeq and is a predicted model, not a curated record. Lineage: Eukaryota; Metazoa; Chordata; Actinopteri; Osteoglossiformes; Mormyridae. Bases 19 to 846 code for a protein of 275 amino acids. The transcript has 7 exons.